Messenger RNA from Fusarium tjaetaba, 1338 nucleotides. Its product is annotated as hyaluronan synthase. The transcript is spliced from 2 exons. The record is from RefSeq and is a predicted model, not a curated record. Bases 1 to 1338 code for a protein of 445 amino acids. Lineage: Eukaryota; Fungi; Ascomycota; Sordariomycetes; Hypocreales; Nectriaceae.
AUGACGGACUCUUAUCUUCGUCUCUCGUUUGGCAUCUUGAACAUAUUGGGAUUACUUCUACUAUCUUUUAUACCAUGGCCAACUCCUCCUCCAAUCUUCAUCGGGCUGCCCGCCAAGAUACUGCAGCUUAUCGCCAUCUUCUACAAGGUCGAAUAUGUGCACAUGGUAUGGCGAUGGAUCAGAUAUGAACCUGUGCAGGCUCCCGCCAAAGACGACAAGCUCCCCUUCAUCAGCAUCGUCAUACCCGUCUUCAACGAAUCCGAGUUCGUGAGAAACUCAAUCAAGUCUAUUGAACUGUCAGACUAUCCCAAAGAUAGGAUUGAGCUGAUAGUCAUCGAUGACGGCUCUACUGAUGAUACAUGGGAACAUGUCAACAAGGCUGCAGGCUCGGUCUCCACGUCCGGAAUAACGCUUCGGCUCUUACAGCAUGCCGUAAACCAGGGAAAAAGAAAGGCCAUACAGACUGGGUUUGCUACUGCACUUGGAAGUAUCAUCAUAUCACUCGACUCAGAUAGUGUCGUGGAGAAUGGUGCGCUCCGCAAUAUCGUGAGCCCUUUAGUGAAGGAUCCUUCGAUCGGCGCUGUCGCUGGACACCUGGCUGUCUUGAACGUAUCGAGUAGCAGCAUAUUCUCGUUUCAGAGUCUUUUGCCGCGACUCUUGGAUAUUGUCUUUGAUCAUAUCGGUAACCUACCGCGCUCGGCACUCUCAGCUGAGGGGUUUGUCACGAUCCUCCCUGGCGCUUUCUCAGCCUUUCGUGCAGAUGCAGUACAAUCUCAUAUCGAUAGGCUAUGUACAAGCACAUUCCUUGGCGCACCUCUGAAACAUGGAGAAGAUAUGGAGCUCGCAUACCGCAUUCUCUGCGACGGAUGGAGGACGGUUUACCAAAGCAACGCUGUCGUUCAUACUAUGGCGCCUGAAAAUCUUGAAAAAGCGCUACUGAUGUUUUCCCGAUGGGAACGUACCAACUAUACUUUCCUCUGCAUGGGAUAUCCUGCUUUGACAGUGCAGAAAACAUUGAAGCUAUGGCUUGCAAUGCGACCCCAACCCGUUCAGUCCCCAGAGUUUGCCGACAAGGAAAAACAGGAAGACGAACCCUUCAUCACCAAAGACGGAACAGGGAGCAUAUAUCCAUUUAUAAACGUGGCAUGCAUCUGGCUGAAAGGCCCACUGAUGCUCUUGGUCACCUACACGUUGCUGAGAUGUGUGAUUCUAUACCCCAGACAUGCGCUUUGGAUAUUACUGGAGAUCUCGAUUCUGACAGUUUGGAGAGGCUUCAUGCUUAUUCCAGAUGCCCUUCGAGAGAAACAUACAGACUGGGAGUACCUGGCUACAUCGUAA